UUCCUUGUCUGGUUGGGAGACCCCCCCAAGUUUGGAGUACCUGUACAUGGAAUAUGAAGAGGAUGAUGAUAUCUUCUUUGCAAAAUGGAUGAGCAGCUUCUGGGGCCACAACUUGAUUGAUGAGAAAAAGAAAGAGGGUAGAGGCCACAAGAAACAUCAGAUACGACUCCUUAAUGAAAGGAGAGCAUCUCUACCGGCCACACUUUCCUCCCUCAACACAACACGACUUCAUGCUUCUGCCAAAGGUUCAUCUUCAGGCCACCUCAAGGGCUCCAAGGAAUUUCAAGAAGACCAAGAUGUCAAAUACCACAGCCACAGAAAGGCAAGCAGAACACCUUCACCAGACAGCUCAUGCCCAGAGACAAGAUCAAACUCUGUUCAGGAAUUUGCAGAGUCCUUUGCAAAGCAAUUGCAACUCAAAAGCAAGCGUUCAGUUUCUUUGCAACCUGAAGGUGUGAAGGAGAGGCGAGAAAGAGAAAAAUUGCAUUUGAGAAAAAGCAAGUCUCAUAAGAGAAUGGGAGAGAAAUCAGAGCCAAGGAGAGAGCGGGGAGAAGCUGAAGGUUCAGAAGCUGUACCUGCAAACUACGAUGAACAGUUUCCAUCACAAGCAAGCAUUGAAAAAGGAUAUUUAUUCACAGGCAGCUAGAAUAUAUGGAGAUAAUGAAUUUUAACACUCCCUCUGAAGAGCAGAGGGAGAAUUCUUGUUUUGUUUUGACUAGAAGAGGCCUGUUAGCUAGAAUAAACCAUAAGCUGUAAAAUAAAAGUAAAAUUCAACUGCA
Molecule: messenger RNA, 779 nt
Organism: Acanthisitta chloris (rifleman)
Lineage: Eukaryota; Metazoa; Chordata; Aves; Passeriformes; Acanthisittidae
Gene: LNP1
Product: leukemia NUP98 fusion partner 1
Exons: 3
Coding region: 47-646 (199 amino acids)
Source: RefSeq, a predicted model, not a curated record